Molecule: messenger RNA, 8603 nt
Organism: Erpetoichthys calabaricus (reedfish)
Lineage: Eukaryota; Metazoa; Chordata; Cladistia; Polypteriformes; Polypteridae
Gene: farp2
Product: FERM, RhoGEF and pleckstrin domain protein 2
Exons: 28
Coding region: 123-3233 (1036 amino acids)
Cellular component (GO): cytoskeleton
Molecular function (GO): guanyl-nucleotide exchange factor activity; cytoskeletal protein binding
Source: RefSeq, a predicted model, not a curated record
GGGGGUGGCACUGACCAAUCAGAUCUGCAGGUUGGUGCUGUGACCGCCCGCGAUGGCCGUCUGAGCGACCGUCUCACGGACAGAGGAGUCCCCGUCAAAACAGGAGAAAUUCAGGUUAAGUGAUGGGUGAGAUUGAAGGCUCCUACCGUGUUCUGCAGACACCUGGGAGUCGUUUAGGGGUCCAUUCUACCACUGCAGUUAGUACUCUUGAGCCUGGACAAAGUCUUUCUAACACAAUGACCACUUCAUCCCGCUCUCAUGGCAAGGGACUGCAGGUCCGAGUACAGGCAUUAGAUGACACCCAGGAGGAGUAUGACAUAGAGACAAGGACUGUAGGCCAGGCAUUACUUGCUGAAGUUUUUAGACGACUCAGUGUGGUAGAGAGUGAUUAUUUUGGCUUGGAGCAUCAAACUUAUCAGAUGAAUUGGGUUUGGCUGGAGCCCACAAAACCCGUUUUGAAACAAAUUCGAAAACCGAAGAAUGUUCUUUUUCGAUUGUCUGUAAAAUUCUUUCCACCUGAUCCUGGUCAACUUCAGGAAGAAUACACCAGGUACUUAUUUGCACUCCAGAUUAAGAGAGACUUGCUAGAAAACAAGCUACUCUGCAGUGAUAACACAGCUGCUCUCAUUGCUUCUCACCUUUUGCAGUCUGAAAUUGGUGACUUUGAUGAGGCAACUGAUCGGGAACACCUAAAAAUCAGCAAGUUGCUUCCAAAACAGGAUCACCUUCAGGAAAAAAUCAUGGAAUUUCACCUAAGACACCUGGGUCAGACUCCAGGAGAAUCAGAUUUCCAGGUCCUGGAAAUUGCUCGAAAACUUGAAAUGUAUGGGAUCCGUUUUCACCCUGCUGCUGACCGUGAAGGAACCAAAAUCAACUUGGCAGUUGCUCAUAUGGGACUGCUUGUAUUUCAGGGUACAACAAAAAUUAACACUUUUAAUUGGUCCAAGAUCCGGAAGCUAAGUUUUAAGAGAAAGAGAUUCCUUAUUAAGCUGCAUCCUGAGGUCCAUGGCCCCUACCAAGACACUUUGGAGUUUCUCAUGACCAGUCGUAAUCAUUGCAAAAUAUUUUGGAAAAAUUGUGUUGAGUACCACACUUUUUUCCGUCUUCUAGACCAACCCAAGCCCAAAUCAAAAUCUAUCCUUUUCACCAGGGGAUCCUCCUUCAGAUACAGUGGGAGAACACAAAAACAGCUGGUAGAUUAUGUCAGGGAAAGUGGGGCAAGAAGGACUCCUUAUCAAAGGAGAAACAGUAAAGUUCGAUUGUCUACUAGGACUCUGGGCACGGAAGUACCAAAACAGAGUAUGUCAUUCAGCGAAUGCCUAAGGGUUCCUGGUUCUCCAUCUUCUGCAACCAUCUCCUACCAUUCCCUGCAUGCUACAAGCACAUACCCUCACCUUCAUCGGGAACAUGUCCAGUCAUCUACCCCUUCGCAGGAAGAUCCCAAGAAGGACACUUCCCCACCCCUCCAUUCUUUCCAAGGGUUUUCGAUGGACAGCCCCCAGCUUUCACCCUUCACCCCGAAGAGCCCACUGAGCUUGUCACCUUCUAUCCAGAUGUCAACACUGAGCCUGCCAGGUCAGGCACCCUCACCCCUUCAAAGUCCCAUUCUGAGCGAGGUGGGCAGUGCCAAGCUGGAGGAGGAUGAGGAGGGCAGGAGGAAGAGGUAUCCAACUGACAAAGCCUACUUUAUAGCCAAAGAAAUACUGACCACAGAGAGAACUUACCUGAAAGAUUUGGAGGUCAUUACAGUGUGGUUUCGAAGUGCAGUAAUAAAGGAGAAUGCUAUGCCUGAAGGCUUAAUGACUUUGCUGUUUUCUAACAUUGAUCCCAUUUAUGAAUUUCAUCGUGGUUUUUUGAAGGAAAUUGACCAGAGGCUGGCUCUCUGGGAAGGGCGUUCUAAUGCUCAUGUAAAAGGAGAUUACCAAAGAAUCGGAGAUGUGAUGCUAAGAAAUAUGAAUGCUCUCAAAGAAUUUACAAGCUACCUUCAAAAACAUGAUGAGGUGCUGACAGAGCUGGAGAAAGCCACCAAGCGACUGAAGAAACUGGAAACAGUAUACAAGGAAUUUGAGCUCCAGAAGGUUUGCUACCUGCCUCUCAACACCUUUCUGCUCAAACCCAUUCAGAGGCUUAUGCACUACAAACUCAUCCUCGAUAGGUUGUGCAAUCACUAUGCUCCUGAUCAUCGUGACUACAGUGACUGCAAGGAUGCCCUCAAGGUAGUGGCAGAAAUGGCCACUCAACUACAAAGCAGUCUGAUCCGCUUGGAAAAUUUUCAGAAACUAACUGAGUUGCAGAGGGACCUUAUUGGGAUUGAGAAUCUCACUGCACCUGGCAGGGAGUUUAUCCGGGAAGGCUGUCUGUAUAAACUCACCAAGAAAGGGCUUCAGCAAAGAAUGUUCUUUCUGUUCUCAGAUAUGCUGCUAUACACCAGCAAAGGGGUGACUGCAACCAAUCAGUUCAAGGUCCAUGGUCAGCUCCCUCUGCAUGGCAUGCUGCUAAUUGUUUUGGAUCUGCCGGUAGAAGAAGCUGAAAAUGAAUGGUCUGUCCCUCAUUGCUUCACAAUUUAUUCAGCUCAGAGGACCAUUGUAGUUGCUGCUAGCUCAAAGGUGGAAAUGGGGAAAUGGAUUGAGGAUCUGAACAUUGCCAUUGAGAUGAUGAAAAAAUCCCAUGAAAAGUCAGAGCUGUGCUUGGACAGUUGUCCCAAAGACCGAUCAAACAGAUCAUCUGAUGAGGUUUCCCUGGAGCAAGAGUCUGAAGAUGACACUCACUCCUCACGGAGUUCACUGGACAAGCAAACUCAUCACCGUGCAAACACCACCAUGCACGUGUGCUGGCACCGCAACACCAGCGUGUCCAUGUCUGAUCACAGCCUGGCCGUCGAGAACCAACUCUCUGGAUACCUGCUGAGAAAAUUCAAAAAUAGCAAUGGCUGGCAGAAACUUUGGGUUGUGUUCACCAAUUUUUGUCUCUUCUUCUAUAAAACACAUCAGGAUGACUUUCCUUUGGCAAGUCUCCCAUUACUUGGUUACACAGUGAGCACUCCAACAGAGACGGACAGCAUUCAUAAGGAGUAUGUCUUCAAGCUGCAGUUCAAAUCUCAUGUUUACUUCUUCAGAGCUGAGAGCGAAUAUACGUUUGAAAGAUGGAUGGAGGUGAUCAAAAGUGCUGCCAGCACCACUGGAAGAGUUAGUCUUCUGAUACAGAAGGAGACCAAGGAGCAUAAUGGGAAUUGAAGAUAUCCAAGUCUUGGGGCAGGGCCUUUUGGACUAUGGAAAACUUCUCUCUGGCAGUCAAGAGACUAAUUGCAAAUACAUUGGAAACUUUUUCCACUUUUAGAGAAGUCAUAAAACUUACCCCCAGUGUGAACUCUGACAGAUGGCUGUAAAUAACAUUUUGGAAGAGAAUUACUUUGAUCAGUAUUUAACAGAGGACAUUAGCUGUGGCCUCCAGGUAGAUCUUCAUUAGGCAAUCACAAAAUAUCACAUCUGAAGAUGGCCAUCAAAGCUGUUAGUCAUCCAGAUGGCAGGCAAUGCCUUGACUAGCCCCCGGCUGGACCGUGGUCUGCUAAAGUUGAGCAGCCAACUUUCUAACUGGUGCUUGUCACAAGGUGUGUUGCCACUUCUCACUUGGGCUGUUUAGGUAAGGAUAGAGCUGACUGAGGGCAUUUGUAAGUGGACAAAGGUUGGAGAAAGGUUAGGAAAAUGUCAGGUUCACUGAAUAAAGUGGUCAUGUUGUUGUAGUCUUUAUUUCUCUAAAGGCCCAGAAAUCUUAACUUGAUACUGGGACUUGUCGAUGUGAUAUGUAGAAUGGCUACUGAACAGCAUUCACAAAAAUGCUUUAGCUUUAGCCACCUGUAUGCUGGCACACGUGUCUCUGCUUGAGCGCAUGCAAGUAUCCGUAAAUAUUUGUUAGACACAGAGUAAAUCAAUAUAACAACUGUGGGAGAAAGUGCAUAAAACAGUAGCCAGUGUCAGCCGAUUGAGUUUACUGCAAUCCCCAUCUCAAUGUCUAACUCCGACAGGUUGGCCUGUUCUACAUCCCCUUCUCUGCCGAUUUAUUAAAUGUUAUUUCUCAGGUACCUCGUAAAGUCUGAGCUGACACUGUUUUUAGUAUAAAGUAAAGGUCAUUUUUUUCAUUACACAUUUUUAAAUAUUCAUGUUAUGCUUUUGUUUUUAUAUUCUGUUAAACGAACACAAAACCUCCUGUAAAUGUAAAACCAUGACUUUUCUAAAAUACAGCAAAUGAUCAUUUUGUUAUUAGGUAACAGAGUUGAGUGCUGCACUUUUAUGACGCAUCCAGACCAUUCGUGCUGAAAAAAACUAAUUGACAGCAGAAAAUGUUUCAGCGGAACAGAAAUGUGGCCAAUCUGGGCUGAUUUAUGUGGCUGCAGAGAACGAAGAGACUGAUGUGCAGCCCUUUAAGCGUUCUAAGACGUUCCCUAAGUACCAAGCCUUAGAUUUCACACUACUUGUUACGUGUAGCCCAGGGGUGUCCAGCUUCGGUCCUGGAGGACCCAGUGGCUGCCUAAAGCCUUUUCCUAAUCAGUGACCAGUUUUCACUGCUAAUUCCAUUCUUUUCCCCUUCAUUUUAAUAGCCCUGUUUUUAAGGAUUCAGUCCUCUGAAUUGAUUCUUUUCUUCAUUAACUGAAAUGAGACGUGAAACAAGCCAACAAAUGACCAGCUAAAUUGGGGCUUCAAACUCCAACCAAUUUCUUAAUGAGCAGCCAAUUCUUGCUCUUAAUUGAAGUAUUUAUUGAAUAUCAGGACUUGUUGCAGCUCUCAUUCGGCCACAGCAGCCUGUUGAUUUUCUGGUUUUUCUAAGACCACCAUCGAUGUUUUGGUGACCUGAGCAGACCAACAUCACUGAGCCCUUCACCUUUCUUUAUUUUCAGGUUAGCUGGUCAUGGGGCGGUUUGUUUUGUGUCUCAUUAAGGAAAAAGAAACAAUUAAGGGGUCUGAGCCACAACAAUUAAAACUAAGGCAAGACAAGUUAAGAAGCAGCAGCAGCAGCAAAAACGGCUCACAAAUGAAAAAGAUGGUUAGAAUGAAAACCUGUAGCCACUGCGGCCCUCCAGGACUGGAGAUGGACACCCCUGUGUAGCCUGUCAGUUACUAUUUAAUCAACAAAAUGACAGCUUAUCUCAUUUGUGCAGACUUACGAAACCUAAAGGUUGCUUUUCUUUCCACGUUUCUUAAAUCUCACUGUGGUUAUUUUCAAAAUUAAUGCAAUUGCUGCUUCACUUCAUUUAUAAAGGACAAUCCACAUUACCUCUUAAAGACAGUAACUGAAUACAUUUGAAAAUAUUUGAUCUCUCUUACAUGUGGCUGAAGCUCUCGAGUGCGCUCCGAUACAGCCGGCUUCUCAGACUUGUGUAUCAUUUUGAGGCAGCUUGUUCACUUCCUGCUUGCUUGUAUAUUUCCCAUCUUUGCAGGUGACUCCCAGUGUGCCUCCUACACCUUUUCAAGAGUCUCACAUGCGCACUUCCUUUUAUUAACUGCAUCACUAAAGUGAAGCUGACCAAUCAACCCAAACAAAAAGUGGCCAGUCAGAUUGCUUGGAGGAACUGGACACGUACGUAUUUUAGUGUUUUAUUAUACAGUAGAUUUUUUUUUAUGAGACAAGUAUAAUAAUAAUACAUUUAUACAGCACCUUUCCCUUGUGUUGGAUUCUUAGAGGCCUUUCUGUGUCCAUCUGUUUAAUUCAGUGAUAGAACUCACCAUGUGUAAUCCCAGUGGCCCGAGUUUGUGGCCCAGUUGUGCAGACUUGGGACAGAAGUGACAGAAUUUCAGUCAAGUUGUAGCAGUGAUGGGCACAGGUUCAGGGGGUCCAUGACAUUUUAUCAUUGUGAUGGACAGAAGAGUGACUUCAUCCACCGUGUUAUUGAAUUAUCUCAAUGAUUUCACACAAAUGCAGUGAAGUACAAAUGUUAAGGCAAAAACUGUGCGUGACACUUAAUAGAGAUGCACAUUAUGGAAAAAAAUGACACUGCAAAUACAUAAACCGUCUGACACCCAAAUAUAUUACAGAUGUGGGUACAAGAAAUGGAACACCUUGGCAAUGGCGUCAUCUCCUUUAGGGAAGUCCACAUGUCACUCCCCCUAUUGAGGGUGUGGAAGAAGAAGCGAACCAAAGUGGGAAUGGCAAGUGCAGCGAGCAAGCAGGUGGUCAGGCACUAUAAAUAAAACAGGCGCCUCAGUAACAUUGGUGUCCAUGGCUCUCCAGAGUUGAGUAAUGACUGUGCUAAAUUAACGGAAUGUUUAACUAGGAUCUUAUCAUUUGCUUAAUAAAAUGUGUUAUAUAAUAUGCUAAAAUAGUCAUAUAAGUAGCAUUAAUUAAAACAAAUCAUACUGAUGUACAUUUGAGAAUAUGUCUCCACUAAAGCACAUUCAACGCCAGUAGCUCUCCAGUUAGUCUGCUGUAUUCAUUGCCAGUGGUGCCGUGUGAGUGAAGUUCACCUGCAGACAGCCAGAAACAUGCGAGGUGUGAAGACUUGCUGGACAGGGUGGCGAUUUACAGUAUCUAAGUUAUUUAAACUCUCUGUAACAAACAGUAUUUAUCAAAACUGGAAAAAAAAAUAUUUAGAGGUCCAUUUAAACUUAUUCUGGUGUAUAAAUUCUCGUGUGGUGGUUGUCUGUCAGUGGUAAUACGCCACCUAAGGUGACUCCAACAUUCUCAGUCCCACUUACUGCAGUUCAGAGUCAUCGUUGGUGCUGCUCUUGCUGUUAGCUUAUUUAAUUUGUCAACUGCAUCUUAACGUACUAAAAUAAAUGAAAACAAAACACUGAGCCGACAAUGUGACCAGUGCCACCUAGAGCACACGUGUGCCACACAGCACUCUCCGCUCAUCGCUAAGCCAAGCACCCCAUCUUGCCUUUGACCCCUGCACGGAGCCUCUUUUUGCUGCAGAAUCAACAAGAGGCUGGCAAAAGCUCUGUGCCCCUUUGUGUGCCCUCUGUGGUAGUCUGCAGAGGUGCCAGUUUUGAAAGUACAAGCAAACAGGAGGAUAAUGUUGACAAUUAAAGUCAUUUAAAUGUGUUUAAAGUAAGCAAAUUCAUUAUGCUAUACUAUGACACUGGAUUUUUAAAAUUUUACAUAACAAAACUGUCAACUAAAAGUGAGCAAGAGUGUGAAUCUCCAAAUUGUUUCAGUGACAGCUUUCGGUUGCUAGGGUAUUCGUAUUAAACUUCAUAUUCCAAAUGCACGUGUGAAAUCACAGCGGCCUCAUCUGUAAACUAGAGACAGGAGGCACCAUGGGAAAUUUUUUUUUUUUUUGGUUUUGGUGCCAAAAGAGAUUCCCAGGUUUUGGAAUUUUCUACCUCCAUUCCAUCAGCGGCCCUAAAAUUACAUCUCCCACCACAAAGAGAUUAGUGGGGUCCACAGUGUGUAAAAGCAUCUCGGCAGACAGUCCUCAGGGCGGGGGCACAGACAGAAUGAGAGUGUGUUACAGAGGGAGGGCCGUUACUUUUCUAGAACUUUACAGCGGUUGUCAGCUGGUACCUGUACAUAAAAAACCAGAGACGUUGCUCAGAUGCAUCAUGUAGGUGGUGUGAUGUUAUGACAGCCCCAAUGUGUGGUGUCCAUCUGCCAGAAUGUUAAUCAGUAGCCAUAUUCUGCUUUUCAUUAAGCUUUUUUUCUUUUAAUAUUAUCAUCUUCUGGAAGCCAUCUGGUAAAAAUAGUUUUUCGUAGACUUGAUGCGAAGUGAUUGUUUGAUGGUGUGUGUACAUGCACAAAUACCGCAAGUAACCUCAACUUAGGGUCUUAAUGGUGCAGUGGGUUAUUUGGCUUUUCAAACAAAAUAAACCUGCAAAAGAAAGAAAUCUUAACAAACAUCCAAAUGAAAAGAAACAGAAAAGUGUGCACUUGCCUGGCGCCCUGAACAGGCACGGGUGGCCCACAACUGUACACCUGGAUUAAGCAGUGAAUUAUUGGAGAAUAGUAAAUGUACAGAUUCCAAGCUUAUUUAACACAACACUACAUGUACAUGUAAACCCACAUUUGAAUAUUAAAAAUGACAAAAAAAAAAGUUUAAAUCAGUUGUCCUUGCAGUAAAGAAUAAAGGGAUUUGUCAGGCUGACUGUCCGUACGUCUGCUCUCAAAUGACCAAUUCUGUUCGCUCUUGGCAACUCAACUAAGGACCCUGGCAGCACAAGUUCUCCAACGUACCGCCACAGGCAGUUUACUGCUAUUUGGUCAAAAGGACCUUCGGCCCAAACGACUGCAGUGGUCCUUCUGCUCAGACUCGUGUCCCCCAUUGUCAGUGCAUGUGCACCUUUUUUUUGUUUGUUUUUUUAAACUACUACGUGCCUGGAUCAUCUGUAGCAAGUUGGUGUGACGUUAAUCAAGAUAUUUAAUUCCAGAUUCUUGUCAGAAUUCUUCCAAAAGAGCUGAUCAGAAAUAAGCUAGAAGACCACAAGGCCCCCACCCCCUGCCCCCUUUCUGCCUUAGGAGGAGUUGGAGUCGUCGUCUUUGCUGCGUAAUUUAAAUUUCUAUUUAUUGAGUUAGCAGAUCUGAGAAGGUUUGGUGUAAGACUGAGAGCGAGGCUGUGCAUGCAGUGUUGUGUAAUGGCAGUGAAUAAAGACGAGACCUGACUUAAAACAGUACAA